UCUAAGACUAUCGCCUGCUUGUGCCGUGGCAGCAUUCCUCGCGGUUCACAGUUGCAUGUCGAAACGAGGCUAGGGAAUUCAGAUCCAGUUGACAAUGAAAUGAAAACAUAUCUAGGAUAUCAACUGAUUUUGACAGAGCACUUUAAGAAAUAAUGGUAGGAUUCUUGGUGACCAAUGUCCGAGCAGAGCAAUAAGUAGGUUAACUUUCAUAUCUUAGUACAGCACAACACACCAAAGAAAUAUGAGUCGCACUUGUUUACUUCUUCGUGGUACAAAUUACAGAAAUAGAAGCACAGUCUCCAGCCUACUUUGAGAUUAAGAUAACCUAUUGGACUGUAGACCUUACAGUCUUUUUGACUUUUUUUCUGUCUCAAAUGACUGAAGAUCGUCUAUUGGCGAGUUAGCCUGUUGUCGCGACUGGAUGAGCUCCGCGUAAUUUGGAGACGCCACGAGAAGGAUGAGAUUCAACGAGGAGCAGCUCGCCUUCCUGUCGAGAGGACCUCCCGGGAGCUUUGACAAAGAGGGCCGGCUCUGGGUGAAUCGAAUACCUCCAGGCAAUUCGGGGAAUCCUCAAGACGGUAAAGAGAGAUGGUGUCGGCUAAAAGGAAAUCUGCUGUUUUUGAUGAAAAAGCCUAUUCAGAGGUCUGAGCCCGCUGAGGUCGUCAUCCUGGAACGAUGUGAUGUGGUGGCCAACAACGAUGAGGACAAUGCUGCUCUAGUCAUCAAGUUUGAGAGCGGAGAGUGCGAUCUUUAUCUGCGAGCCCUCACCCCCUGCGACUGCGCGUCCUGGAUCGCAGCGCUCCGAGAGGCCGACUCCGAAGGUCUGCGAAGCCGAAUCCAACACCUCCGCAGGCUCAUCAUGGACAUUACCGAGAGUGUGGAGGCACACAGCCCGGAGAGAGAGGGAGCUGGAGCAGCAGGUCCGGUGUUAGUUCCCAAGCUGCCGAAGGUGGAGUUCGGCCUCGCAUGCAGGGAGCUCGGCGACCCGGCACAAGAGAGGAAGCCCAACUCCGCGGUGCAGAUCUCUAUCGUAAACACGCAGGAACACAGCCUCGCCGCAUACUCCUGCACUGAAAUAGUCGAGGGAACCAGAGACCCGCUCUUCCUGACCGGCGUGACUUUCCCCCAGGACUACCCCAUCGGCGAAGACACGCGGGUCAAGCUCACCGUCUACGAUGUGAAAGACAAGUCCCAAGAAACUAGAAGCUUUCUGGGCUACACAACCUUUUCCAUUGGGGACUUGUUGAAAUCAAAGGAACAACAGUUAACCCUUAGCCUGAGAACAUCAGAUGGUGCGGACACAGUGGGGGCAGUAGUGGUCAGCCGUCUGAAGAUGGGGGAGAUUGAGGACGGGGAAGUGGACCACAUCACCGCAGAUGCGGGGGGACAGAAGAUGCCUAAGGUUUACAACAAGAAAAGAGAGAAGCAGUGCACUCUGGUGUGUGAAUCAUUACACGGCACCUCCAAUGACAAAGACGGCAGUCCCCUGAUGAAUGCUGUGUUCAAGAAUCCGGUGUGUAAAGUUUACAGAUUUCAGACUGUGGACUGCAAAUGGAUGCUGGUGCGAGAGCAGAUGGCGGAGUGUACUCUGUCCUUUAACAUCCCCAAGCAACUCAUUACACUUUACAUACAGGAGGACAUGCAAAGGAUACAGGAACUGAAGGACCUGGGGGAGCUCUCCCCCCAUUGGGACAAUCUGCGGAAGGAGGUGAUCGCUCACUAUGGUCAGGUGAUCAGCAGUUACCAAGAGACCCUCACUGAGCUUAACAAACUGACAGGGUCAUCUUUCAAGCCGAGCUGCAGUAAAUCAGAGAAAUAUUUAGAAUUCAUCCCCAUCAAUCUUCACACUCAAAGAAUGCAAGUUACCUGCCCCAAAAAAACAGACGCAUGCUACGAUGUGGUGACUGUCGGAGCCCCCGCGGCCCAUUACCAGGGCUUUAAGAACGGAGGCCUUCAGAGACUGCUGAGCCGGUUCGAGGCAGAGAAAAAGACUUUCAGCACGGCGUACCAGUGCAUCUACUACUCCCCAGAACACACGGCCAAAGCCCGGGAGGUCCUGAGCAGCAUCGGCCAGCUGCAGCCGCUCAUCUCCACCCUGGCCGAUCAGCUGAUGCAGGCUGCCCAGCAGCGCUCCCCGGACCUCCUGAAGGGGGCGCUCAAGACCCUGUCUGACAAGACGGAACAGUUUGUGCACGCCCUCAAAGACGAGCUGGUGAAGAACGCCCUCCUGGCCCUCCACAUGGCCCGGCCAGGCUAUGUCACCGACAGCCAGCCCGGCGUCUGCAACAACGUGCAGAAGAAAGAGGCCAGGCCCACCGAGGAUGGCCCCGUCCCUCUGACACGCCAGGACUCCAUCCCGCAUCACUCGGAGUACGACGAGGAGGAGUGGGACAGGGUGUGGGCGAACGUGGCGAAGAGCCUGAACUGCAUCAUCGCCAUGGUGGACCGACUGCAGGAGCACGACAACAACAACCAAGAGCCAGCCUCGGACCAGACUCUCGCUGAUGUCAUCACCUCACACAGCCCCGGUGAUUGGCAGGAGCAGAUCUACCCCCUAGUGGUGACGCUGAAGGACUGCGUGACGGAAGUUGUGGAUCGCGCUACAAAGUCGAUGACGUUUGUCCUCUUGCAAGAGGCAGCGUGUAGCAUCCCCCAGGGUCUGUUUCUGAAGCAGAGGAGAGACAUCGUCUUCAGUCAGGCACUCGCGGCCCUGGUCUGCGGGUUUGUCAUGAGGCUUUACGCGGGCGUGGAGGACAAGGGCUUCCUGCAGCAGCUGCAUCUUGUCGGACUAAUAGCCCAGUUUGAAAGUCUACUCAGCACAUACAGUGAAGAGAUUGGCAUGUUAGAAGAUAUGGAAGUUGGGAUCUCAGACUUACAAAGAGUGACAUUUAAGAUCACGGAGGCCAAGUCUGACGACCCUGGAGAUCUUCAGCCGAUUGUCAGCGGCCGACGGGAGUAUUACAGGGUUGCGGUGCCAUUACCGCACGCGGUGUUUGAGGCAUUACCAGAGGAGAUCAAAGAAGGCAAGCCAUUACAGGUGUACCCUGUGCUCUUUAAUGUGGGGAUAAACCAGCAGCAGACUUUGGCAGAGAGGUUCGGUGACAUUUCCUCUCAGGAAAGGAUAAACCAGAAAAACUUUGAAACGUUAGAAGGCUAUUACAAGUCCUUAAGUGAUAAAAUCCCGCUGCAAUAUUUACCUUGUUUCCAAACUCAAACCGACUUGAAAGAAUUACUUGAAACUCUUGGACAGAAUAUUAUGACCAAGAAACGAAAGAAUGUGGAGAUACUGUGGCUAGCUGGAACGGUCUGUCGAAGGCUGAACGGUAUCCGAUUCACCAGCUGUAAGAGUGCCAAAGACAGGACGUCCAUGUCUGUAACGCUGGAGCAGUGCGCUCUUCUGCGGGACGAGCACGAGCUCAACAAGGACUACUUCGUCCGAGCCCUGGACUGCAUGCGCAGAGAAGGAUGCCGGAUUGAGAACGUGCAAAAGAAUAUUAAAUGCAGGAAAUAUGCCUUCAACAUGCUGCAGUUGAUGGCUUUUCCCAAGUUCUACAGACCUCCGGAGGGAACCUAUGGGAAGGUCGAUUCAUGAAAAACCAAAAAGAUUCCAAAGGAAGAAACAUGCAUUUUUCCCACCAAGCAAAAGCAAGAGCCAUUGCUGUGAACAUCCAAUAUGCUGACAUGUCUCCUGGAUAAAGUUUAUACUGUAAUACACAGCAAACUCAGUUUGUUCUUUGGAUUCAACCUUCUCACUGAGUCCCAAAAAUUCCAGUGGCUUGAUGUUUUUAGCUAUGUGUUGAAUUUGUUGGUUGACUUUCCUGGACACCAGGUGUACAAACAAGGUGUCACAAUAUAGUUAUUAAAAAGGUAAGUAACUGGAGCAUUAAUGUUUGACGUCGAUAUUACAACAGCAUACAACUCUGAGCGUAGUAAAUGAAAUGAAAGCGCAUGUUUUUCUCUGAACACACUGAGGGACUCACUGUGUAAGCUGUGCACUUCUGAGUCUGGGGGACAUGCACUAAAGAUGUUCAUUUCCACCUGAUAGUGACUUUCACACUCAUUGCAGGUGAGUAACCUGAACACAAUUAGAAGCUAAUUGUGCACCACCACCUGUACACAUUCGAUGUACAUAUGAAUGUCAACAAUAACUGCGUAAGUGUCAGCGUUAAGAAAUGGAAAAAAAGACUCUUAUAGAAAAUUUGCUAUCUUUGAAAACUGUGUUGAAAACGUCCAAGUGUAAAACUUUACCUCUCAGUCAACCUCUCAGGCCAAAACCCUAUAUACUGUAUAUAUGUGUGUACCUUUUAUGCUUAAAGCAUUGCAGCUUAUGGCACUCUAGUUCCUCCUCAACUCUCAGCGAAAAAUGAAUCCUUUAAUCAGCAGAGUGUGUGAUCUGAAACAGGAAACUGUCACAGACAGCCACAUCUGUUGUGCUCAGUAGGGAAAGCACAGCUUAGCUAGAUGCUGAUAAGGUGUUUUACUGAGGCAGAAACAUCUUAGUAGUAAUUAAGUCUGUCCCACAGGAACAGUUAAAGGGAGGAAUGUGGAAGAACAUAGAUGCUUCAAAUUAAACUUAAUUUUGCAAUUUUUGAAUGGUGCAGUGCUGGUUGCUUGCCUGAUUAAUGUAUUUUUGUACUCAAUAUAAAGUAUACAAGUAUACAUUACAGAAGUUAAGCAAAAAAAAAAAAAAAACACUGACAUUUUUGCAUGUGUGUUCUUUAAGUUAAUAUUCUGUUUCCCGCUGAUGUUUGACUUAAUUGUAAUUUCCAUCAGAAUUUAUACUACUCAAAAACAGAUCCUUCAGGCUUAGAUCCACCUAAAAAGACUCCCUCUAUCGCAGUAAAACUUGUAUUAUAGUAAAUAUAUGUAACUUUUCCUUGGGUCCAGAUAGCUUCCCAAACAAGUGAGCUGUGAUUUUGAAUGUUUUUUAGUUUUUCGUUUUUUUGCAUGUUUUGUGAUUGUUUCUACUACAUUUGUAUGAGCACUUUUCUUUUUACACAUUUUUACCAUCAACAAAAGUGUACUGUACAUUUUUUUGAUAUAUUUUCACAACCAUUACUGAUCAGAAAGGUUCCAAAUAUAUAUACUGUCCUAAGCAUGACUGAAAUGAUGCAUAAUGAACAUUUUCUAUAUAUAUAUAUAUAAAUGAUACUGGAAAAAUAUAUUUUACUGGAUCCAAAUAUCUCUGAAUGUUUUUGUUUUUUUUCGAACCAGCUUUGAAUAAAAUUAGGAAUCAAUAUUGUAACAUCAUAUACUCACGCCAAGAGAAACAUUUGAUAACGGAUGCACUUUUUCAGAGGGACUUAAGAAGUGUUUUAAGAAUGCUUUAUUUAAAAUAUGACUUGUGGGUGCGGAUCCAGUGUACAAAGAUCCACCUUCUACCGGUGACCGGCCUGGAAGAUAAUUGAUUUUGCCAUAAUCAAGAUGACCUCUCUUCAUUAAAUGAUAAAGGCAAGGUGGCUGCUCCUUCUCAUACAGGUCUGGGAGAGAAACCGUUCCCUCGGUCCUGUCCCUCAGCUGCAUGUCCUACACAGCCGGAAAACAUCGCAAAUGCCAUUUAUUAAACCUGGGUGUGCACCUGGCUGUGGAAUGGCAGCUGGAGUGUCUGUCCCUGUGUAUCCACUCCUUCACGCAUUUGUUAGCUGCCAUUUCCUCUUUGGAAUCUCCUGAAGUUUGAUUUCCACUCCUACCCUGUUUUUGUCUUCGUAUUUUUCUUCGUUUCUGAAACACAAUUGUACCCGUAAUCCAAUCCCAAACGUAGAGCAGCCUGAAAGGCAUGCUAAGCAUUCAGACGCUCCCGAUACACUGAAUAAAAAGUCAAUAUUCUAAUAACUCCGAAACAAAGACAUCUGAAGUGAAAUAGGAAAAACAUUUCGGAGAAGAAGCUGAACCUCGCAGGUGUGAUUCUUCUGAGUCAUAAACAUAGGAAACUAUAAGGCAGGGGUCUCCAAUCUUAUCCAGAAAGGGCCGGUGUGUGUGCAGGUUGUUGUUUUAGCACAGGACUAAGACAGCUGAUUCUACUCAUCUAGGUCUUGAUUAAAGACCACGAUUAGUUCAUUAGUAUAAUCAGGUGUGUUACUGCUGGGUUAAAACAAAAACCUGCACCCACGCCGGCCCUUUUAGGAUAAGAUUGGAGACCCCUGCUAUAAGGGAUACAGAUAAAAUCGCAUCUAUUGUUAGUGCUUUUAUCACUUCUUUUACAGCAACUUAUAUUUGAAUUGGAAUUGUCCCAUAAAUUAGUUUCAAUUGUAAUUGACCCUACCCCUGUAAGUUAUCGAAAGCAAUGCAGGCUUCCAGUGGUAUACGGAAUUGGAGUGACCUAGAAUGAGCCCUGAAGGAGAAUCCAGCACCUAAAUUAGAAAAAACACCACUGUUAUAUACAGUGUAUUUAUUUUUGUGAAAGGACAUACUCUUCUGUAAGAGAAUACAUACUGAAAUGUUUCAUGGUUACACAGUUAUGUCAUUAUGUGGUAACCAUAUGUCAUUAUCGUAAAACAGUUAAACAUUGUAUAAGAAAAAUAAAGAAAUGUUGUAGUGAUAA
This is a messenger RNA of Conger conger (European conger), 6541 nucleotides long. RefSeq names its product inositol polyphosphate-4-phosphatase type II B (gene inpp4b). NCBI's taxonomy places the organism in Eukaryota, Metazoa, Chordata, Actinopteri, Anguilliformes, Congridae. The transcript has 27 exons. Gene Ontology annotation, molecular function: phosphatidylinositol-3,4-bisphosphate 4-phosphatase activity. The coding region runs from base 458 to 3592 and encodes 1044 amino acids. The record is from RefSeq and is a predicted model, not a curated record. Gene Ontology annotation, cellular component: cytoplasm.